AUGUCGGAGCCCAAGUCUAAAGCAGACUUCAACAACAAGGACACUACCACUACUAGCGAGAAACCAGUGCAAGACAGCAACCAUGUUGAUGCUAGUACUGAGAAUAAGGAUAAGUCCUCCAAGAUGACAUCCUCUCCUGUGCGGGAUCGUGAUGUCAAGAGAUCGAGACGGCACAGUCCAGUAACCGUUGGUCCCAGUGCAUGCAUCCCUGAUGUAUCCAAUGUUGAUACCCCCUUGCUACCCAUUCUCUCGGACGUGAAACUACCAGACCCCAAGGACACCGACGUUGAUCCCGAUGAGUACUUGCUCCUCCUCGUCAAGUCUCUCUACGGAGUGCAGCUCAAAGUGUCGCCGGCACUCGAUUUGGGAGACGACUAUUUCAAGCCAGUCACGCCAGAACAACAGGCGGCCUACACCAUGGAAGUGCUCACCCCGGCCAGGGACAACAAUGUGGACGCCCUCAAGGAGAUUGUGGCCAAGAAGGGAUCUCAGGCUGUCAACUGUGUCAACCGCUUUGGAGAAUCGCUCUUGAACUUGGCAUGCCGUCGUGGAUUCACUCAAGUGGCAGAGCUUCUACUCAGCGAUGACAUUGGCAUGGACGUGAGGAUGAAGGACGACUUUGGAAGAACGCCAUUCCAUGAUGCCUGCUGGCAUCCCACUCCACUCUUGGAGAUUUGUGGCUGGUUGAUACAACGAGACCCGUCUCUCUUGCUGGUGGCCGACAAACGAGGAUGCACGCCGUUCAUGUAUGCCCGUUCGAACGAUUGGCCCGCCUGGAGGGAAUUCCUCUUUGAGAACCGCGAUGCGUUGCAGCUACUGACGGAACCAGCAACGCUGAAACGCUUCUGCUGA
Seminavis robusta is the source of this 852-nucleotide messenger RNA. The record is from the annotation of a GenBank genome assembly. NCBI's taxonomy places the organism in Eukaryota, Bacillariophyta, Bacillariophyceae, Naviculales, Naviculaceae.